Molecule: messenger RNA, 4389 nt
Organism: Camellia sinensis
Lineage: Eukaryota; Viridiplantae; Streptophyta; Magnoliopsida; Ericales; Theaceae
Source: RefSeq, a predicted model, not a curated record
GAAAGUGUAUGUGUGUGUAUAUAUAUAGGUUGUAGCGUUGGAUUAAAGUAAAAGGCUUCUAGAAGAUGAAUUACAAACUAAAAUUAGAUUCACGUAACAACCUCUAAAGCAAGCCUGUCAUGUACCCUAAUCCCACCCUAUAUAUGUGGCUUCUCCAUACUCACACAUAUAUGCAUACACACGCACCCAUCUCUUGAAGAUCUCAUUCAUAUCCCCCCUCCUCAUUCCUAGUUUAACAGUGUUUUUUUUUUUUUUUUCCCACAUAAUUCAGAAUUGACACAAACACACAUUUAUAUACAUAUAUUUAAUCUUGGAGAAGAAGAAUGAAGGAAGAAGAGAGGGGGACAGUGAAUGGAGAAGGAGGCGAAACCGGGAAGCUGGGAGAUCAAAGGGUUGCAUUUUACAGGCUAUUUUCGUUUGCAGACAGGUUCGAUAUUGCUUUGAUGAUCGUCGGCACGGUCUCUGCUAUAGCGAAUGGGAUGGCUCAGCCUGUCAUGACCUUGAUUUUCGGCACACUCAUCAACUCUUUCAGUAGCUCAGAUCCUUCACAUGUUGUCCAUGAAGUUUCAAAGGUAUCCCUGAGGUUUUUGUACUUGGCCUUCGCUUCGGGUAUUGCUUCAUUCCUACAGGUGACUGGUUGGAUAGUUACCGGGGAAAGGCAGGCAGAGCGCAUAAGGCGAUUGUACUUGAAAACAAUAUUAAGACAGGACAUUGCAUUCUUCGACACUGAAACUACCACCGGAGAGGUCAUUGGUAGAAUGUCUGGCGAUACAAUUCUCAUCCAAGAUGCUAUGGGUGAAAAGGUAGGAAAGUUCAUACAACUGAUGUCAACAUUUAUCGGAGGAUUUGCCAUUGCCUUUGCUAGAGGAUGGCUUCUCUCAUUAGUCUUGCUUACGUGCAUUCCCGCUCUAGUCAUUGCCGGUGGAGGCAUGGCCAUAAUCAUGACAAGAAUGUCUAGCCGUGGACAAGUUGCUUAUGCAGAGGCUGGAAAUGUUGUUGAACAAACGGUCGGAGGCAUUAGAACAGUGGCAUCCUUCACCGGAGAGAAGCUAGCGAUAAAUAAGUACAACAGCAAACUGCAGAUUGCCUAUGCCGCUACUACUCAACAAGGGUUGGCUUCUGGGAUAGGACUCGGUACAAUGUUAGUAAUCAUUUUCAGUAGUUAUGGACUUGCCAUAUGGUAUGGAUCAAAACUGAUCAUCGACAAAGGAUACAAUGGCGGAGUAGUCAUUAAUGUCAUCAUGGCCAUCAUGACUGGUGGAAUGUCAUUGGGCCAGACAUCCCCGUGUUUGAAUUCAUUUGCUGCAGGGCAAGCAGCAGCAUACAAGAUGUUUGAGACAAUCAAGCGAAAACCACAGAUUGAUGCGUAUGACACAAGUGGGAUUGUAAUGGAAGAUAUAAAGGGCGAAAUUGAACUGAAAGACGUGCACUUCAGAUACCCAGCCAGGCCCGACGUUCAGAUAUUCUCUGGAUUCUCUUUACAGGUUCCAAGUGGCACAACCACAGCCUUAGUUGGGCAAAGUGGAAGCGGGAAAUCAACAGUUAUCAGCCUAUUGCAGAGAUUCUAUGACCCUGAAGCCGGUGAAGUGCUCAUAGAUGGUAUCAAUUUGAAGAAGUUUCAACUCAAAUGGAUAAGAGAGAAAAUGGGUCUUGUUAGUCAAGAGCCUAUUUUGUUUGGCACUACAAUAGGAGAGAAUAUAGCAUAUGGAAAGGAAAAUGCUACCAAUGAAGAGAUUAGAACAGCAAUAGAGCUUGCUAACGUGGCCAAGUUCAUCGACAAGCUUCCAAAGGGGCUUGACACUAUGGUAGGAGAGCAUGGAACCCAACUAUCUGGUGGACAAAAGCAAAGAAUAGCAAUUGCAAGAGCAAUUCUAAAGAACCCGAAAAUUCUUCUCCUUGAUGAAGCAACAAGCGCUCUAGACGCCGAGUCAGAACGUGUUGUACAAGAUGCGCUGACAAACAUUAUGUCAAACAGGACUACUGUGGUAGUUGCACACCGUCUGACAACAAUCAGAAAUGCCGACCUCAUAGCAGUGGUGCAGGAGGGGAAAAUCGUGGAACGAGGAACUCAUGGUGAGUUGAUCAAGGAUCCAGAAGGGGCUUACUCACAGCUCAUUCGCUUACAAGAAGGGACUAACAAAGUUGAAGAUCCGCGAAGGAGUGACAUAGAUAAUCUCGAUACAAUUCAGGAUGUAGACAUAACAAUGGGAAGGUCUGCAAGACAGAUAUUAUCCAUGAGAAGAUCCAUAAGCAGAGGUUCAUCAGGUAGCCAACGCUCUUUCAGAAUUAGCUUUGGACUACACGGCCCUAUUGGAAUCCAAACAGAUAUAGAAGGAGAGGAGAGUAGUAAAAGAAGUGAGACAGAUGAUAAGAAACGCCGCCAAGUGUCCAUUAAACGCCUAAUGUACCUAAACAAACCAGAGUUGCCGGUUUUGCUGCUUGGAUCCAUUGCUGCAGGCAUUAAUGGUGUGACCUUCCCUAUAUUUGGAUUCCUACUUUCAACAGCUAUUAAAAUUUUCUAUGAACCACACGAUGAGCUAAGAAAGGACUCAAGGUUUUGGGCACUUAUGUUUGUGGGACUCGGUGUUGUUAUUCUGUUUGUCGCACCAGUGCAGAAUUACUUCUUUGGAAUUGCAGGUGGUAAGUUGAUAAUGCGAAUUCGCGCCUUGACGUUUGAGAAGACUGUCCAUCAAGAAAUCAGUUGGUUUGAUAACCCUAAAAAUUCAAGUGGUGCAGUUGGAGCAAGGUUGUCUACUGAUGCUUCAACAGUGAGGAGUCUUGUGGGUGAUUCAUUGGCGCAAAUUGUACAGAACAUAACAACAAUUAUAGCAGGGCUUGUCAUAUCAUUCACAGCUAAUUGGAUGUUGGCACUCAUAAUUCUAUCUGUGUUGCCCUUGGUGGGAUUGCAAGGAUUCUUUCAAUUUAAAUUCUUAAAAGGGUUCAGUGAAGAUGCCAAGGUGAUGUAUGAAGAUGCGAGCCAAGUUGCAAACGAUGCCGUGGGCAGCAUUAGAACAGUUGCAUCAUUUUGUGCUGAAAAGAAAGUCAUAGAAAUGUAUAAAAACAAAUGUGAGGCCCCCAUGAAACAUGGAGUUAGGAUUGGACUUGUGAGUGGUAUUGGCUUUGGAUCUAGUCUUUUUGCACUCUACUGCACAUAUGCCUUCUGUUUCUACAUUGGAGCUGUUCUAGUGCAACAUGGGAAAGCUACUUUUGGGGAAGUUUUCAAGGUUUUCUUUGCUUUGACAAUUUCAGCAAUGGGUAUUUCCCAAACCACUGCUUUAGCCCCAGACACCAACAAAGCUAAGGACUCUGCUGCUUCUAUCUUUGAAAUUAUUGACAGCAAGCCCAAGAUUGAUUCAAGCAGCAAUGAAGGCACAACCCUGGCAACCAUAAAUGGAGAUAUUGAGUUCAAACAUGUCAGUUUCAAAUACCCAACACGACCCGAUGUUCAAAUUUUCAGAGAUUUAUGCUUAACCAUUCCUUCUGGAAAGACUGUUGCUCUUGUUGGGGAAAGUGGUAGCGGAAAGUCCACCGUAAUAAGCCUAAUUGAGAGGUUCUAUGAUCCCGAGUCCGGCCAUAUAUUUCUAGAUGGAGUGGAGAUCCAAAAGCUCAAACUGAGCUGGUUAAGGCAACAAAUGGGGUUGGUAAGUCAAGAACCAGUACUUUUCAAUGAAACGAUCCGGACUAACAUAGCUUAUGGGAAGAAAGGAGAGGCUGCAGAAGAAGAGAUCAUUGCAGCCACGAAAGCAGCGAAUGCACACAACUUCAUAUCGGCAUUGCCACAUGGCUAUGACACCAAUGUUGGGGAGAGAGGGGUUCAAUUAUCGGGCGGUCAGAAGCAACGGAUAGCCAUUGCAAGGGCAAUAGUGAAAGACCCUAAGAUCCUCUUACUUGACGAAGCAACGAGUGCGUUAGAUGCAGAGUCAGAGCGUGUGGUGCAAGAUGCAUUGGACAGAGUGAUGGUGAAUAGAACUACCAUUGUUGUCGCUCACCGGCUCACCACCAUUAGAGGUGCUGAUGUAAUAGCCGUUGUGAAGAAUGGGGUGAUAGCAGAGAAAGGAACACAUGAUGUGCUCAUGAAGAUCACUGAUGGUGCAUAUGCAUCUCUAGUGGCACUUCACAUUACAUCCUCAAAGUAGACACAAACCAUUGAUUGGCUCAAGCUGCUUCUUUUUUCUUUUCUUUUUUCCUUUCUCUUUUUUAAUCUCUGCUGAAAUCUUCCAUUGUUUCUGUUUUCUGUGAUAGUGUUUCGACUAUGAAUCAUCCCUCAAGUUUCCCAACAUGGAGACACACAAAAAUACACGUAGACUCAAUGACUUUCCAUUGAGUCAAUUUAUUGUUGAGUAAUUAUUUUGUUUUCAAUCUAUUGUUGUCAAUUUGACUGUUUGUAUU